UCGAGGCAUCACUGAAACAAGAUUGUUUUGAUUUCGACUCGAAUUAAUUGCGGUUUAACAUGUCUGCCGGAGUUCAAGAGCGCCUCCAACUGAGUCGGGUUCCGCUGGACACCUGGUCGAAGCGGGAGCAGCUCAUCCUGGCGUCGGCGGUCUCCUGCAGCGGCGACCAGAACUGGAUCACCGUGAGUCGCACGCUGAAAUCGAUUUGCGGCAAUGGCAAUGGAAACGGCGGUGGACAAAACAACCGACCGGCGGAUUGGUUCUCCCAGAAGAACUGCGCCGUCCAGUACGGGAAUCUGCUCGAGAGCGUGGAGGCCACCAAGCGCAAGAAGCGCAGCAGCGAGAGCAGCGCGGGAGUCUCGUCGCCCGCUACGGUAGAAACGCCCACGGAACUUCUGCUUCGCCGCCUCACGGAGGAGCGGCAGGCGGAGAUUAAGGCCCAGAUGCGGCACGACCAGGAGACCUAUCGUCGCAUCCAGCGGGAGAUCGACUCGCUGCAAUCGGAUGCGGUCACCGAACAGGAGCUGCAGGACAUGUGGCUGGAGAUCGAGAAGGAGCAGGAGACGCGGCGCAUCGAGGAGAUGAAGCUGGAGAAUCGCAUGCGGGAGAGGGAGCAGCGCAAGAAGGAGAUGGCGGGAAACUGGCGAAAUAGCAGUCCUGCUGCCAGGCGUUCCAACCAAGCUGCGGACACGACCUCCGUGGACAUGGACGUGGAGGAUAUUAAUAGCAGUGGUAGUAACAAUGGCAAACAGCAGACGGCACCUUCGCCGCUACUCACAUCUCUACUGAAAUCUCCCACGGGAAAUGCUCCUGCCACGCCCAUAACAGGCGGAGGAGGAGGAGGAGCAGCUGCAGCAGGAACGGGCAGCGUGGCCAGGGCGACGGCACCUACUAUUACUUCUCUGCUGACCAGCGGCGGCAGUUCGGCUGUCUCCAAUCAGCCAGCCAUCACGAUGAAGAGUCCCACGGAUGCGGCAUUCAUGUCGCGACCCAUCAGUGGACCACCAGCCAAUGAGGCACUCACUCCAACCACGCCCACCCUCGAACGGAGUCCCUCGCAGGCGGCACCCACACUCUCCAUGCUGCUGGAGAAGAACAAGGCGGCGGCUGCUGCUGCUGCAAAGGCCAACGAAGGUGGGAGCUUGAUAAAACCCGAGACUUCAGGAGGCCAGGAGCCGGCACAAGUGGAGGAAACAACAUUAACCACCGCUGGCACAGCGGAUUCCGACGAGACGGACGAUCAACUGCUGGAGGUCUUUCCAAACAUUGACGAGAUAAUCGAUGACAUCGACAUAGACAUGGCCAGUGUCAUUGAUGAUGAGAUGCUUAAGGAUGUGGACGAAGUGGUGGCCUCACCUUCAAACGACAAGGGCGAAGUCAUUGACUUUGAGGACAAAUUGGAUGCCUUAAAGCGGGAGCAGAGCAAGAGCUCUCCAGCCAGUGAUAAGCCGAAAUCCGUGGAGUUGGUGAUUGGAUCCAGCGAUGAUUCCAACGACAAUAUUCCCCUGGCCACUGUGGCCUCGCAGGAGAGCAAGGAUCGCGGUCAGUCGGGCGGUGAAUCUUCGCGCGGCACCGAGGACGCCGAGUCGGAACCUUUGGCCAGCGAGGUGGCGGUGGAGGAGAUUGGUGAGACCAUCACCAUCAUCAGCACAUCUAGCGAGGAUACGGCAGGCUCGCCGCCUGCGAAAAUAGACGAGGAAGGUGCGAGUGACUCGCUUUCAAAGAAGGAGGAAACCAAGGAGGAUAAAUGCGAUCAGGAAAGUAACUUCCAAAGCAAAAAAGAAGCAGGUGAAGUCACAGAAGGAACGGAGACUGCAGAAAACCAAGCAGCUGGAGAAGCACACAGCAAAGAGGCGACAGAAAAGCCAUUACCAAUCGAAGAGAAAGUGGCCACUCCUUCGACUCCUGCUUCCAAUCCUGUUCCUGGAUCUCUGCACGACACAGAUGAGGAGUCGUCAUCCCUAACAGACAGCAGCAAGCACGAUGAGCAACCACGGAGUGCAAAGGCCAAGCCACCAACGUCUAAACUCGCUCUGGAUGACGCCAAAUCGGAGCUGGAGUCAAGUGGAACCCCUCAGCCGCCCUCGGCGCCAGCUCGCACUCCCUUGUUGCGAAAACUGCCCCACCGGGAUCGAUCCGAGAGUCCAAUGGUGGAUGAUGACGCCACUACAGCCAGCGAUCAUUCCACCGCCCGGUCAACCCGUCGCCGCUGCUCUUCCACGCCCGUAAUCGACAGCAUACCCAAUUCACCUGCCUCCAGCGAGCACACAGAUGAUCGGCGGGAAACGCGAGCCGCCUCCAAGAAGCUCUUCCUGUCCAUUUAUGCCACGUUGCAGGACAGCAAGCAUGCGGCUCCCUUCAAGCGCGCCUUCCACGACGAGCACGCCCAGCGGCAUGCAGAUCUGUGCCUGCGUCCCAUGGAUUUGCCCACCAUCAAGCGCAACAUCGACUCGGGAUUCAUUCGCAGUUUGAGCGAGCUUCACAGGGAUGUCCUGCUCAUGGCCCACAAUGUUUUGGUGGCCUACAAACCGCACACAAAUCAGCACAAGACGGCGCGACUGUUUGUGCAGGACUGCCAGGCGAUCAAGGAGUUCUCUCAAAUGCCCGACACACAAGUGGCGGGAAUCACGGCCACGCCGGUCAGCAAUACGGGAAGCUCCCGGGCGGAGAAGUCAAGUGGCAGCAAGGCCAGGAGCGGCUCUCGAAAGAGCCAGAGGCAUCAUUAGGCUUUCUACACUUGGUAAACUUAAGAAUUCGUCUCGGAGCACAAUUUUCAAGUAUUUUUAUAUUUAUUCUACUAAUUCGAUGGUUUUCUACUGGCAAACACAUUUCAUUUUGGAACUUCACAACUAAAUCACAAGCUAUCAUCAACAAUAAAGAUCAAUCGAAGAAUA
Drosophila takahashii is the source of this 2894-nucleotide messenger RNA. It is a transcript of the gene Brd8, whose product is annotated as Bromodomain containing 8. Gene Ontology annotation, cellular component: NuA4 histone acetyltransferase complex. The record is from RefSeq and is a predicted model, not a curated record. Lineage: Eukaryota; Metazoa; Arthropoda; Insecta; Diptera; Drosophilidae. Gene Ontology annotation, molecular function: protein binding.